AUGACUACUCCGCGCGACUGCCAAGAUCGGUGAUUUGUCGGUGCAAGUAACAUGCCGCUCCAUGGUCCCAUGUCUCGCGCCUCUACUUAUCUUGGUGAGUACGAGCGCGUCAAUUGUUGGUGAGACCGGUGCACGUUCUGUUGACACCGCCAAGGAAUGUGAUGUGAACGAUCCAAUCACCGAUCCAACGCUACCGCACGGUGCACGGAUCGGCCGGAGUCCGUUGUUAGGUGACCGAAGACCGGUACCAUAAAGGCGUCGGCUAAAUCUCGCCUUUUCGCCUUUCUGGUUCCCACCUCUCAUCGUAUAGCAGUCUGUCGUUCCUUUGAGCCCACGAUCGUUUACCAUGGCCCGCUUUUCCGCCCUACUUUUCCUGGCCGCCGCGCUUCCCUUCGUACUCGCUGGCUCGGACAGUUGCGCAGACUCCGAAUUCUAUUAUGGAAUCAAAGACUGCUGUCUUCCGUAUGGCGGUACAUCCAAUACGACAUCGCCUCCUCAGGGGAAUGAGCAAUGCCCUACAAACGGCUGGUACUGGCACGACGGCAAAGAGGCCUGUGUUCCGAAGAAGCCGGUUGAUCAAAGCCCUACUCCCCAGUGCUCUGGUGGCUGGGAGUGGAACGAGUCUUCCUCUACCUGCUGCGAGCCCCACACCACGACGACGUCCGCAUCGCCGACUCCAUCUGCAAAGGGCAUCAGCUCGCACCACAAACGUAUUCUGAAAUCGCGUAACAACCCCCUCUGCCCCGACAACUUGGAGGCUUGCCCCAUUGCCGGCUUGGGUGGGCUCACGGGAGACUAUGAGUGCCUCGAUACCAUCGCUGAGCUUGAGUCGUGCGGUGGUUGCGCAUCCACUGGAGAAGGACAGGACUGCGCUGCCAUCGAGGGUAUAUGGAAUGUGGGGUGCGUGCGCGGGCACUGCGCAAGUAAGUCGGGUCAUGUCAUAUCAACCGAGAUCAUGGGCAUCUGACCACGAUAUGGAAGUUUAUACCUGUGCACAGGGUUACAAACGGUCUGCAGAUGGGAAAUCGUGCAUCAAACUAUGAGUGUGGUUCAGCUGCUCAGCUGGACGCACAGAACCGCAAGCACCUGAGG
Messenger RNA from Laetiporus sulphureus 93-53, 1092 nucleotides. RefSeq lists its product as uncharacterized. The coding region runs from base 347 to 967 and encodes 206 amino acids. The record is from RefSeq and is a predicted model, not a curated record. The transcript is spliced from 2 exons. NCBI's taxonomy places the organism in Eukaryota, Fungi, Basidiomycota, Agaricomycetes, Polyporales, Laetiporaceae.